This is a messenger RNA of Hevea brasiliensis (rubber tree), 633 nucleotides long. RefSeq lists its product as uncharacterized. Lineage: Eukaryota; Viridiplantae; Streptophyta; Magnoliopsida; Malpighiales; Euphorbiaceae. Bases 1 to 633 code for a protein of 210 amino acids. The transcript has 3 exons. The record is from RefSeq and is a predicted model, not a curated record.
AUGGCUCAAAAAAUGCCUGAAAGUGUUUUGAAAGCUACUAACAUAGAUUCUAGAUUGUCUUAUUUGAAAAGACAAUUUUAUGCUCUUCAUGAAAUUAAGGAGAAAGGUAGUGGAUUUGGAUGGGGUGAUAAGCAAAAAAUGGUCACGGGUGAUAGAGCAGUAUUUGAUGAAUGGGUGAAGAGUCACAAGGAUGCAAAAGGGUUAUUCAGGAAACCCUUUUCAUUUUAUGAUAUUUUUGAAGAAAUCUAUGCUAAAGAUAGAGCAACUGGAGUUAGUGCUGCUGAUCGAGUAGAUGCAGAAAACAAUCAGUCCACUAAUUGCAUAAGUGAAAGUAAUCCUGCAGAUGAUGAUGCUAGUGGACAAUUUAUUGGAACAUCUCAAGAUCCACCUUCUGGGAGCAAAAAGCAAAAGAGAAAAUUUGAAGAAAUUGAAAAAGUGCAAGGACAAUUCAUAGACAUGAUGCAACAAAUUAUGAAACAUGAUCAAGAGGUAAUGACUCAAUUAGCAAGCACUCUUUCACGAAAUGAGAGGAGCGAUAGAACUAAACUUCAACAAGCAAUUGCUAUGUUCUUGAGUUUGGAAGAUGUGGAUGAAAAGUCUGAAUUUGUUCGCAUGAUCCUUGGUUACUUUUGA